AUGCCCACAUCAAAGAAACCCAACACCAUGCUCUCCACCGUAACACAGCCAAUAGAAUGGUUGAGAAUGCUAUCAUCACAACUAAACCCAACCUUCGUAAUUGGCGUCUUCCUCAUUUAUGGGCUGGGCCAGGGCUUCUCCGGCUCGUUCUUCAAAGUAGUUUCAGAUUAUUAUUGGAAAGACGUGCAAAAGGUUCAACCUUCCACAGUGCAACUCUACGUCGGCUUUUACUUCAUUCCGUGGGUUCUUAAGCCCGUUUGGGGAAUCCUCACCGACGCGUUUCCCGUUCGAGGAUACCGCCGCCGACCCUAUUUUAUUAUCGCCGGCGUCCUCGGCACUGUCUCCGCCGCACUCGUCGCGCUUGUGGGGAACCUCGCCGCCGCCGCGGCGCUGCUGUGCUUCCUCGGCGUGUCCGCGUCGCUUGCUAUUGCUGACGUGACGAUUGACGCGUGCAUCGCACGGAAUAGCAUCGAGGUUCGGUCUCUUGCGCCGGAUUUGCAGAGCCUUUGCGGGUUCUGUUCGGGUUUCGGUGCUCUCGUUGGGUACCUUGCUAGUGGCUUCUUCGUUCACCAUCUUGGACCUCAGGGAUCGUUGGGUCUGAUGGCACUUUCUCCUGCGUUGACAAUUGUUUUGGGUUUUGUGAUUUAUGAGAACAGAACAAGUGGCUUGCAUGGUGAAAAGAAACAGACGGCAUUGGAGAGUGUAGGAAUGACAAUUAAAAGUAUGCACCAAACAAUGAUGUACCCUCAAGUAUGGAAGCCUUCUCUUUUCAUGUUCCUUACCCUAGCUCUCAAUGUAACCACUCACGAAGGCCAUUUUUACUGGUAUACAGAUCCAAAAGCCGGCCCUGCAUUCCCUCAGGAAUUUGUUGGGGUGAUCUAUGCAAUUGGUGCAGUGGCUUCCAUAAUAGGGGUAGUAAUAUACCACAAGGCUCUAAAAGACUAUCCAUUUAGAAACCUAGUAUUUUAUGGACAACUCCUAUAUGCCAUAUCUGGUGUACUGGACCUAAUCUUCAUCCUACGUUGGAAUUUGAUUAUUGGAAUUCCUGACUACUUCUUUGUUGUCAUUGAAGAAACUGCUACAAGAAUCACAGGCAAAAUAAGAUGGAUGCCCAUGUUGGUACUGAGCACCCAGUUGUGCCCUUUAGGCAUAGAGGGCACUUUUUUUGCACUUUUAAUGUGCAUUGAUAGCAUUGGAGCUCUCUUAUCAAGAUGGGGUGGAGGGGUUCUUCUUCGUCUCCUCAAUGUCACUAGAACUGAUUUUACAAACCUUUGGUUGGCUGUUCUUAUAAGGGACAUGCUUAGAUUUGCUAUACUUGCUUUAGUUUUUCUUGUUCCUAAGGCAGGUCAAUAUGAGGGACUGCUUCCUUCUGAGGUUUCGGAAAAGAAUGUGUCUGAUAAUGUCGAUGAAGAGACCUUGGAGCUUGUCCCCAUCAACGCCAACACUAAAGUUUAG
Messenger RNA from Abrus precatorius (Indian licorice), 1455 nucleotides. RefSeq names its product probable folate-biopterin transporter 6. Bases 1 to 1455 code for a protein of 484 amino acids. The record is from RefSeq and is a predicted model, not a curated record. NCBI's taxonomy places the organism in Eukaryota, Viridiplantae, Streptophyta, Magnoliopsida, Fabales, Fabaceae. Gene Ontology annotation, cellular component: membrane. The transcript has 4 exons.